CCUCAUGACGUUUUUCAUCGAGGUCAAGGAAAAGUGGUUAAUAAAAGACAUAGGACGUCAUUUUUAGAAUAUUCGGACACAGCCCUGGCCGUUCUAGUGUUAAAUACUGUCCGUUCCCAUGGCAAUCUCAACAUAUCGCUUUUUACGGCAAGACGUAAUAUAGGAAAUGAGCUUGCCGGAUGCUGAGACGGACUCGCGGCUCCGGUAGUGGUGUAUUCGUCUGCGCGCAGCACCCCGUUCUCACAGCAGCCGCAGGCCGGCAGACGAUGUUGGUCUGCUCUCCGGGAGGAGGAGAGGACGGGGCCUGCUGCUGGGAGUCCCCGCAGCCCAGGGCUCGAUCGGCCCGCCCAUGCCUGUGAUCCCGAUCCCCCGGCGGGUUCGCUCCUUCCACGGCCCCCACAGCACGUGCAUGCACUCCGCCUGCGGACCCGCGCGCACGGCACAGCUGGUGCACAGCAAGUACAACAACUUCGACCUGUACCUGAAGUCGCGCUGGAUGUACGGCUUUGUCCGCUUCCUGCUCUACUUUGGCUGCAGCCUGCUGACCUCCCUCCUGUGGGUGGCGCUGUCCGCCCUCUUCUGCCUUCAGUACGUGGGUGUGCGCGUCUUCCUGCGCCUCCAGUACAAGCUGUCCGUCAUCCUCCUGCUGCUUGGACACCGGCGCCUGGACUUCAGCGUACUGAACGAGCUCUUCAUCUACAGCAUCCACGUGACCAUGUUCCUGGUGGGAGGCCUGGGCUGGUGCUUCAUGGUUUUCGUGGACAUGUAGUCCCGCUCAGAGACGGGACAGCUACCGCCAGGCGUCCCGCUCAGCACCAACUUUCAUUCCACACGCUAUCACUGGGGCCGGACACAGGGGCAGACUGUUUUUGUGGUCAGAAGUGGCCAGUACAAGGUGCUUCUAAGUCUCGGAGGUUAUGUACAAUAAAGUUGUACACGUGUAUCUUGGCUGGAACCUCCAUUUUAAUGGUCUUGAAGCAGCGGGGGAGUCUGGGUAUUGUAUUUUUCAGCUGGGAGAUGUGACGCCGACACGCUGCGCUCUGUCACAGCAGUGUUGCUGGUGACCGGUUGUAGGCACGGUUGAUCGUGUUUGCGGCAGCCUCACGGCUUGCCUUACCCACUGCCGCCUGCUUCUGGAAGAUUCUGAGCGUUGCGGUUGGUUUUAUAUUCGGUGGCCCGCGGACACAAACGCUCCACUUUGUGGCCGGGCCUGGGUCCAGCUCGUACAGUGUGAUGGCGCACUGCCACCAACCCAAAAAAGAAAACAACCAAGACGCUGAGUGUCCUCUGCUGCACUGUGGGAUAGUGUUGGGCAAGACUGGCAUGAGUGGUGAGAGAAGAACAGGCUUGCCUAUUGUUCUAGGAUCAAGAUGUAAUAAGUCUCAUAGCCUUUCCACCCACUCAAAUCUGAUAGGCCUUUCUGUUGUGCUAAAAAAUGAACGGAGCUCCAAGCUCUCUUUAUUUUGGAGGGAAGAUAUUCCAGUGAACCCCUCGCCGUGUAAUUUUAGAAAGACCGAUUCAUACUGUACGUGAUUGGUGCCAAUUGACGUCAUUAUACAAUGUCUGAAACAGGUCCUGAAAGCCUUUUAGAAUUACAGAGCACAUGUUGGUGAAGUGUUGAGUAGACAUAAAUGUCAUGUGAUCGUGGCUGGUGUCAGUGUAACGCUUUUUGGAAAGGGUAACGUUGAUAUUUGUAAAUAAACUUACGACUCCUUUGCCA
Molecule: messenger RNA, 1720 nt
Organism: Anguilla anguilla (European eel)
Lineage: Eukaryota; Metazoa; Chordata; Actinopteri; Anguilliformes; Anguillidae
Product: transmembrane protein 250
Exons: 2
Coding region: 350-769 (139 amino acids)
Source: RefSeq, a predicted model, not a curated record